GGAGCAGCACAAGCUGACCAAGGAGCAGUGGGAGGACAGGAUACAGAGCUGGCAUGAGGAGCACAGAGGCAUGCUCAGGUUGUCACCAAAGAUUGGUUUUCCAUGGAGCGAGAUCAGAAACAUUUCUUUCAACGACAAGAAGUUUGUCAUCAAACCCAUCGACAAGAAAGCUCCAGACUUUGUGUUUUACGCCCCUCGGUUGAGGAUCAACAAGCGCGUCCUGGCGUUAUGUAUGGGGAACCACGAGUUGUACAUGAGACGGAGGAAGCCAGACACCAUCGAGGUGCAGCAGAUGAAGGCUCAGGCCAGAGAGGAGAAGCACCACAAAAUGAUGGAGAGAGCCCAGCUGGAGAAUGAGAAGAAAAAGCGCGAGCUUGCAGAGAAAGAGAAGGAGCGGAUAGAGCGAGAGAAACAGGAGCUGAUUGAGAGGCUGAGGCAGAUAGAAGAGCAGACGCAGAGAGCUCAGAAAGAGCUGGAGGAGCAGACCCGCAGGGCUCUGGAGUUGGAACAUGAGCGAAAGCGAGCGAAGGAGGAGGCGGAGCGUCUGGAGCGGGACAGGCAGGCAGCAGAGGAGGCCAAGGCAGCUCUGGCUCAGCAGGCUGCUGACCAAAUGAAGACUCAGGAACAGCUGGCUGCAGAGUUAGCUGAGUUCACCGCCAAAAUUGCUCUACUAGAGGAAGCAAAAAGGAAAAAAGAAGAGGAAGCAACAGAAUGGCAACACAAAGCUCUGUCAGCACAGGAAGACCUGGAGAAGACCAGGGAAGAGCUGAAGACGGCCAUGACGUCCCCACCAGCACCUGAACAUGACGAGCAGGACGAAACGAACGCCGAGGCAAGUGCCGAGCUCCUGAGCGACGGCCUGAGCACCGACCGCAGUGAGGAGGAGCGAGUCACAGAGACGCAGAAGAACGAACGAGUGAAGCAACAGCUGCAGACUCUGAGCUCAGAGUUGGCGGAGGCUCGGGACGACACUAAGAAAACCCAGAACGACAUGCUGCAUGCAGAGAAUGUCCGAGCAGGAAGAGACAAGUACAAAACCCUGCGCCAGAUCCGCCAAGGCAACACCAAGCAGCGCAUCGAUGAGUUUGAGUCCAUGUGAGGCUGCAGAGGCCGUGAAGCUGAAGAGAUAUUUGGUCUUAUUGCCACGACAAGCCUAAACCCUGCUUGCUGCUCCAGGCCCUCAUGCUUUUUGUGUUCCUGCCCAGGCGUUGUGAGGCUUCAGUACCUCAGACUCUGCCUGGGAGCAGCCGGCCAGUCGCAGCAUCCUCUGCUUUUUAGUACCUUUCCUUGAUUCCCAUUAAAAGCACAUGACUUUUCUAUUUGAAACUGGCAAGCAACAUAAUGCCCUCCUUUGUACAUCUCUAGAACAUUUCAUGCUUGCAUGUAAGACAUUUAAACCCUAACAAGACUCUUAAAACUUGAGGCAGGACACUAAUGGUUGUGCUUUUUACUCUAAAUAAAAUGGCCAUUUGUAGCUAGUUGAAAAUGGCGGUAUGCUUUAAUGUACUUUUUGUUGUCACAAGCUGAAUAAUUUAAAUGUUUUUUAUUUUAAUUGCCUUAUAUGUCUGAUUUGUCAUGUAGUUUUAUUUGGUUGGUGUUCAGAUUUGCAGUCAUUUGUCUUUUCAUGUUAUGCAAACCAGAUCUGUUAUUUUUGCUUUCUCUCUGCUCAUUGAGACAUUUGUUCAAAUAUAUAUUUUGCUCCACAAUAAAGAAUGACUUUAUAUUUCCAAA
Messenger RNA from Austrofundulus limnaeus, 1731 nucleotides. Its product is annotated as radixin. Gene Ontology annotation, cellular component: cytoskeleton. NCBI's taxonomy places the organism in Eukaryota, Metazoa, Chordata, Actinopteri, Cyprinodontiformes, Rivulidae. The record is from RefSeq and is a predicted model, not a curated record. Gene Ontology annotation, molecular function: actin binding.